AUGGACUUAAUGCAGGGCAGCUUCAUAAGCGGACUUCUGAUCGCCCGAUUUAAAAAUCAACUCAUUGAAAUGAAGACAACAGUUGAAAGGCUGUUGAUUGAUGACAGAGUAUCAUCGAUAACAACCAAUGAUCUCAAUCAUUCUCAAAACAAAAACCCAUCUGCCAAUCUAGAUAACGACAAGUCGAUUGCAAAUUUUCUCAGAUGUUUUUAUUCGUCAGUCCAGGAAAUGUUACAAAUCCUACAUAACGCUUCGAUAAGCGAUAAGAAGGACGAAAUGGCACUCAGUGGCACGAAUGCUGACGAUUCAUUAAUUGAGAAAGAUAACGCCAAGUGCUCUUCUCAGAACUCAUCAUCCACCAAUUCAACUGUAAUUGUUCGAACGCUAACGUAUAAAACGUCGAGUGUACAACCGACGCAGACAGAUUUAAAAAAGUUUAUUCUGAAGAAGAAAAAUUCUUUUUCAGAAUUAUCCAACAGCACACCGACACCAACCAGGACCAAACGAUUCAUCACGACCGCAGUCACAGGCGUUGAAAUCGCAGCUGCUUACCAAGCGCUGGCCGCCGCAACGUUCAGAGCCAGUGGCGUCUGGAAUUUUGGGCCUGAGAAAAAAUCAAAGCACUUAUCGUUUGUAAGUAGAGGAACAUCAACACCGAGGCAUAGAAAUGUUCAUGCAGGAAGGGGAAGUUUGGGCAGUCAACAGUUCAGCGAGUCGUCUUUCGAAUUGACACUGCCAAACGAUAUUUUAUCCAGGCUUUCUGCAAGCACCAACAACACAUCUCAACAACAACAUCUGCAACAACAUCAGUCGCAACACGAAAUGACGCAGUCCAUGCCUUCCUUAUCAAACGUGGAAGCAACAUGCCCUCAUCAGCAUCCUCCUCCUCCUCCUCUUCUUCAUCAUCGUCAUCAAUCUUCUUCCUCAUCAUACCAUGAAGAAGUUGUACGUAAUUUAGACAACAAAAGCAACAGCAGCAGCAACAAAAGCAUCACCACAAAGGACGCCUGCACGUCGCCACACUCGGCGUUCAAGAUCGACAAAGCAGUGCAGGUGAGGCAGGGCGAAAUAAUGGAACCCGUCGACAAAAUAUUCACAGCCAAGAGCGCCAGCAAGUUAACCAAACGAUCUCCUCUGGCGAAAUGUAAUUUGCAAAAAAUAAUCGAGGAAGAGAACGACCAUGAGAGCGAUGAGCACGUCAACAAUGAAGGAAGCGAAAACUCGAACGACAGCCACAACGACGACAAACCAGACGACGAUACAGACGUCGACGCCAGCGCCUUUUCUAAAAAGAAUUCCUUACGAGGCAGACGCCACGUCGGUCAAUCACUCAGUUUCGAAAAUCGUCGUAGACUCACCGCCAACUCUUGCAAACGUUUGAACUUCACAAACAAUAAUAACGAUGAUAACAAUAAUAACAACUUAAUCAGGACACUGAACGAUAGGACUACACCAAAUAAUAAAAAUAAUGAUAAUUUGUCGAUUUUAAGCUCCAAGUUGGAUUUGAAAUGUUCCAGCAGACAGGACAGUCCCUUUCCUAUCUGCAAAACUUUCGAUUUUGUCUCGUUCGACGACUGAUUUUUUUAUGAACCUUCAAAUAUUAAAUAAAUAAGUUAAGAGUUAAAUAAUAAAUAUAUCAAUAAAUAAAUAUACAAAAAAAAUAAUGGCGUUUCAGAACGGUUGAAUCUAACAAAUAACUCGGUAAAAAAACAGAAGAUGGCUACACAGGGUGGACCUGACAUUUUGUUACUCACAUGAAAUUACUCUGCACUCCUCCAAGACCAACGUAAUUGUUUAAUAGCUCGUUCACAGUGUAAGCGUCGACGACGUAUGAAAAAAGCAUUAAAAACUCUUUCGGUGUCGAGUUGUUAUACAAUUAAAACUUUCUUCAGAUUAAUAUUUUAUAUCUUGAAAAAUUUUCAAAUAUUUAUUAUUGAUGUCUGAUGAUGAUUUUUUACGUUUUUACGUAAGGCACUUGUAAACUGUCUACCACUUAAUGACUUCCCAUUCAAAACAGGUUGAACGAAAAUUUUUACAACACACGCACACACACACACACACGCACACACACACACACACACACACACACACACACCUUCUCAAUAUUAUUUUAAUGAUGGUUUUCUAUCUUUAUUUCAUAGUUUACAAUGGCGAAUUAAACCUUAAAACAUGUAUUAUUUCAUUAAGCGACUGUGAUAUAGGUACAUUUAAAACGAUUACUAAGUAAAUAUUUUUUUAAAAACAAGUAAAUGCAUUUAAUGGAGGAUUUUUUU
Helobdella robusta is the source of this 2273-nucleotide messenger RNA. RefSeq lists its product as hypothetical. The transcript has a single exon. Lineage: Eukaryota; Metazoa; Annelida; Clitellata; Rhynchobdellida; Glossiphoniidae. Bases 1 to 1578 code for a protein of 525 amino acids. The record is from RefSeq and is a predicted model, not a curated record.